This is a messenger RNA of Caenorhabditis remanei, 1146 nucleotides long. RefSeq lists its product as uncharacterized. The record is from RefSeq and is a predicted model, not a curated record. The transcript has 5 exons. Lineage: Eukaryota; Metazoa; Nematoda; Chromadorea; Rhabditida; Rhabditidae. Gene Ontology annotation, biological process: regulation of transcription by RNA polymerase II. Bases 1 to 1146 code for a protein of 381 amino acids. Gene Ontology annotation, molecular function: RNA polymerase II cis-regulatory region sequence-specific DNA binding; DNA-binding transcription factor activity.
AUGGAUGAUUCUGGAGUACCACCAGAAAAUACCAAAUUCUCAAUGCCCGAAUUCAAAUGUUCUCAAUGCGACUAUAAAACAAAGGGACCGAAGCAGUAUGAACUUCAUUUGAAAGCGCACGAAUUCAAAAAACCUAUGUUCACCUGUCCGAGCUGUCAUCAUCUAUUCACUUAUGCUGGAAACCUACGAACACACAGAGAGAAACAUUGCAAAGAAAUUAAAAGAAGCAGAGUACAAGGGAAAUUGAAAACUUCUGGAAAACAGAUUUCACAAGAAAUCCAGAAGUUGUUUCAGACUCAACCAACUCAAGAAUCCUGUGCUUUGAAAUUAGAUUGUCAGGCGCCAGGUCUUGUACCUCCUUUUACAUUUUCCGGACCUGAAACCGUGGGAAAAAGUCUUCUCGACCUGCUCAACAGUAUUCCAGUUUCUCUAUCUUCACAAAAAUCCGAUGUGCUCAUCCCUGAAAAAGAAGAAGAUGGGAUCUGGAUACAAAGUCUGAAACAGAUGUUACAGCAGCCUCUAAAGCUAUUCAACACUGACCCUGUCCUUCGGGAUACCGCUCCAGUUACACAACUGUUCGAAAAUGAUCCACUACCACCCAUGUCAAAAGAAAUUACUGGUCUAAAUGAUAUCUGUGUCCAAAACCUAAUGGACUCAACUUCGCUUCAAUCUCUCGGGUUAUUGAAUACUCCUCCGACUCCUCAACCUGCUACACUUCUCGACCUGCUCAACAGUACUACCGUCCCUCAAUCUUCACAAAAGUCCAGAUGCGAUGUACCAUCUCCCAAAAUAGAUGAAUAUGAGAGCUAUAUACAAAGUCUGAAAGACCUGAAAACAUUACAACAACCCUUUGAGUUCUUGCACACAACCCCAGAUCAUCAACCUACCGCUCCAGUUUUAUUACCACCUUUUGGAACAAAUUCUUUUGAAAAAGACACUAUUCGUUUGCCGAAGAAGAAAAAACAUCCUUUGGAAUGUGUUGACUGUGCCAUCGGUUUCAAGGAUGAAGCCAUGUACAUUGUGCAUCGACUCACACACUUGGACAACAAUUCAUUCAAAUGCGCCUUGUGUGGGAAGCAGUUCUACGAUAGAUACAGUUUUACCAGUCAUAUUUACUUACAAGGACACGAAGAAAUCAAAAUUUGA